AUGAAGCAAAGGGAAGGACCCAAGGUGCCUUGUGAAGUGGAGGUGGACAAAAUUAGCAAUUUGCCUGGGCAUAUUCUUGACAAAGUCUUGUCUCAUUUGUCUCUGAGAGAUGCAGUGAGAACUAGUGUCUUAUCAAGCAAGUGGAGAUACAAAUGGAUUACACUUCCUCACCUUGUGUUUGACAAUCAAUCUGUAUUGGUUUCAUCUCAAGAUCAAUCACUCAUAAAGAAUAAGCUUGUUAACAUUGUUGACCAUGUCCUUUUACUCCACUCCGGGCCAAUACAAAAGUUCAAGCUUUCUCACCGUGAUCUUCAAGGUGUCAGUGACAUUGAUAGGUGGAUACUUUUUCUGUCAAGGGGUUCCUUUAAGGAAUUUGUUCUUGAGAUAUGGAAAGGACAUCGGUACAAGCUCCCUUCUUCUUUAUACUUUUGCCAAAACUUAGUCCAUCUGGAGCUGUUUAAUUGUCUUUUAAAACCACCAGCUGCGUUCAGUGGAUUUAAGAAUUUGAAGAGUAUUGAUCUUCAGCACAUCACAAUGGAUCAAGAUGCAUUUGAGUUUCUGAUAUCUAGCUGCCCUUUGCUUGAGAGGCUAACAUUGAUGAAUUUUGAUGGUUUUACAAAUCUUCACAUUCAUGCUCCAAAUCUUCUCUUCUUUGAUGUUGGAGGUGUCUUUGACAAUGUUAGUUUCCAGGACACUUUUCAUCUAGCUGUGGUGUCAAUUGGAUUGUAUACAAAUACGGGAUAUGAUCGUAAUCUGACUUUUGGGAGUGCUGGUAAUUUGAUAAAGUUUUUUUCUCACCUACCUCGAAUUCAGAGACUUGAAGUGCAGAGCUAUUUCUUGAAGUACUUGACAGCUGGUAAGGUCCCAGUGAGACUUCCAAUGCCUUGCGUGGAGCUUAGUUUUCUAUCCCUGCGAAUUAACUUCAAUGAUGUAGAAGAAAGUUUGGCGGCUCUUUGUUUGCUAAGAAGUUCUCCUAACCUACAGGAGCUUGAGAUGCUUGCUCGCCCAGAGGAGCUGAAUGGCGCUAGAAUUUCCAUUAACGUACUGGAAGAAGAUUAUGAAAUCUGUCCAUUUAAUCAACUACGGUUUGUGAAAAUUGCUGGUAUCUCUGGUCUAAAACAAGAACUCAACUUUAUCAAAUUUCUGCUUGCAAAUUCUCCUGUUCUUGAGAAAAUGACGGUUAAGCCUACAUCAAUUGAGGGAGGAUGGGAGUCCCUUAAAGAGCUCAUGAAAGAGUUACUCAGUUUCCGAAGAGCUUCAGUUCAAGCACAAAUCAUCUACCUCGACCCUUAG
This is a messenger RNA of Oldenlandia corymbosa var. corymbosa, 1293 nucleotides long. NCBI's taxonomy places the organism in Eukaryota, Viridiplantae, Streptophyta, Magnoliopsida, Gentianales, Rubiaceae. The record is from the annotation of a GenBank genome assembly.